Molecule: messenger RNA, 936 nt
Organism: Columba livia (rock pigeon)
Lineage: Eukaryota; Metazoa; Chordata; Aves; Columbiformes; Columbidae
Product: olfactory receptor 14A16-like
Exons: 1
Coding region: 1-936 (311 amino acids)
Biological process (GO): G protein-coupled receptor signaling pathway
Cellular component (GO): membrane
Molecular function (GO): G protein-coupled receptor activity; olfactory receptor activity; odorant binding
Source: RefSeq, a predicted model, not a curated record
AUGCCCAACAGCAGCUCCAUCACCCAGUUCCUCCUCCUGCCGUUCACAGACACACGGGAGCUGCAGCUCUUGCACUUCUGGCUCUUCCUGGGCAUCUACCUGGCUGCCCUCCUGGGCAACGGCCUCAUCAUCACCACCAUAGCCUGGGACCAGCACCUCCACACCCCCAUGUACUUCUUCCUGCUCAACCUCGCCCUCCUCGACCUGGGCUCCAUCUCCACCAUUGUCCCCAAGUCCAUGGCCAACUCUCUGUGGGACACCAAGGUCAUUUCCUAUGGAGGGUGUGCUACACAACUCUUUCUGUUUGUCUUUUUAGUUUCAGCAGAGUUUUACCUUCUCACCAUCAUGUCCUACGACCGCUACGUUGCCAUCUGCAAACCCCUGCACUACGGGACCCUCCUGGGCAGCAGAGCUUGUGUCCACAUGGCAGCAGCUGCCUGGGCCACUGGGUUUCUCUAUUCUCUGCUGCACACGGCCAAUACAUUUUCACUGCCCCUGUGCAAGGGCAAUGCCCUGGGCCAGUUCUUCUGUGAAAUCCCCCACAUCCUCAAGCUCUCCUGCUCAUUCUCCUACCUCAGGGAACUUGGGCUUAUUGUGGUUAGUGCCUGUUUAAUAUUUGGGUGUUUUGUGUUCAUUGUGGUGUCCUAUGUGCAGAUCUUGAGGGCCGUGCUGAGGAUCCCCUCUGAGCAGGGACGGCACAAAGCCUUUUCCACCUGCCUCCCUCACCUGGUUGUGGUCUCCCUGUUUGUAAGCACUGGCGUGUUUGCCAACCUGAAGCCCCCCUCCAUGUCCUUCCCAAGCCUGGAUCUGCUGGUGUCUGUUCUGUACUCGGUGGUGCCUCCAGCAGUGAACCCCCUCAUCUACAGCAUGAGGAACCAGGAGCUGAAAGUGGCACUGAAGAAGCUGAUUCAGUCAUUUUUCUGUCGGCAACAAUAA